This is a messenger RNA of Chrysemys picta bellii (western painted turtle), 1218 nucleotides long. The record is from RefSeq and is a predicted model, not a curated record. NCBI's taxonomy places the organism in Eukaryota, Metazoa, Chordata, Testudines, Emydidae.
GUUUUCUGAGUCUGAUCGACGCAUCAACCACCUCAUGGCAGCUUUCAACCUCACCCCCUCUGACCCUUCAACAUUCAUCCUAAUGGGCAUCCCUGGCCUGGAAGCUGCUCACAUCUGGAUUUCCAUCCCUUUCUCUAUGUUCUACAUUAUCGGCCUGUUGGGAAAUUUCACUGUUCUGUUUGUUAUAGGCAAAGAGCAGACCCUGCACAAGCCGAUGUACCUGCUGCUCUGCAUGCUGGCACUCACAGAAAUCAGCAUAUCUACCUCCGUCGUGCCAAAGGCACUGUGUAUAUUUUGCUUCAAUUUGAAGGGCAUUACUGUUGGUGGCUGCCUCGCCCAGAUGUUCUUCCUUCACGCGGGCUCUAUGAUGCACUCAGCUGUCCUCGUGACAAUGGCCUUCGAUCGCUAUGUUGCCAUAUGUAACCCUCUGAGAUAUGCCACUAUCCUCACCAAUGCACGAAUAGCUAAGCUAGGGCUCGUGGGUUUGAUAAGAGCUGUUCUCUUCAUUCUGCCCAUGCCCCUGCUCCUGAGCAGGCAGCCAUUCUGUGCCAACCGCAUUAUCCCCCACACGUACUGCGACCACAUGGCUAUAGCAAAGAUGUCAUGUGGGGACAUCACAGUUAAUAGGCUGUAUGGCUUGGUGGUAGCCUUUGUCUUCAUCGGGUCAGACCUAACGCUCAUUGCCCUGUCCUAUGGUCUGAUCAUCAGGGCUGUCUUCAGGAUCUCCUCUAAGAAGGCCCACCAGAAAGCCCUCAAUACCUGCACUGCCCACAUCUGUGUGAUGUUGAUGUCUUAUCCUUUCUUCUUCUUCUCCACUCUGACACAUCGGUUUGGUCAGAGCAUCGCUCCCUACGUUCACAUCAUAUUGGCCAACCUCUAUUGCCUAAUCCCCCCCAUGCUGAACCCUAUCAUUUAUGGGGCCAAAACCAAAGAGCUUUGUGACAAAGUGGGCAAAUACACCUGUAUAAGUUGAUCACCUGGGUCCACUGACUUUAAACCUGUGUGACAAGAGUGGGAAAGGAUAUUUCCUUGUUAAUCAAGGUUGCUUUGUCCCAGUUUGGCUGAGCUCAGCAUUGUGGAAGUUCAGAGUUUCAGAAGUUCCUCACAUCUAAGAUCUUAUUACUCCAUCACCAAGGACUGCUCUCUCCGUUGCUGAGUUCCCUGUCUCUGACCAUCACCUGAUCUCUUUCAGUGUCACCGAUCAUCCCCCACCUCCAC